Messenger RNA from Acanthochromis polyacanthus (spiny chromis), 1898 nucleotides. It is a transcript of the gene rep15, whose product is annotated as RAB15 effector protein. The record is from RefSeq and is a predicted model, not a curated record. NCBI's taxonomy places the organism in Eukaryota, Metazoa, Chordata, Actinopteri, Pomacentridae. Gene Ontology annotation, biological process: receptor recycling. The transcript has 3 exons. Bases 450 to 1280 code for a protein of 276 amino acids.
UGCUGUUUGUACUACACCUGAAUUCAGUUAUAUAACUUCAUAAAAGACCAACUUCUAGAUUUUCUCCUCCUUUAUGAAGGGAAACACCUGUUUAAUCUGCUAAAACGACCUCAUAAAUAGCGAUCCAACCAACCUACAUUCCCUCUAAAAAGACGGUUAAAGCUUCCGUUUACUCAUCAAACCCUUCAGGCUUGGAGCUGCUGUUGACUUUCCUAACAUUUGACUAGCUCCAAACACCACACCCUGAUGCUACCGGACCAGAAAUCCAGUUCAUUUUACUUCUCCCGAGCUUCACUUAAAGCACCGUCUAACACCAACACCCAUCCGGACGUUUUCUUUCUCGGCAGGUGAGGAGGACAGGUGGUGGUCCUGGAGGUUCAGAGAGUUCCAGACCCGUCCUGGUGAUCAGGGAGACAAACAUCUGACCUUCUGCCCUCCACCAUCUGUCCAUGAUGGGCCAGCAGUUCAGUAAACCCGCCUCUAACCCCUUACAGAACUCCAAACUGUUCCGCUCUUUUAAACGCCCCCCACCCAGACGUCCCUACUUUGACCUGAACUCGUCUAACUUCCACUCCCAGAGCAUCUUUGCCACACCGAAGAGACCUCCAGCCGACAAACCCAACGAAUUCAUAGCUCUGUUCAGCGAAUGCAUCUCCAUCGCCUCGACCAGAACCCAGGAGUUCCUCCUCUUCAAAGACCCCGAGGACAAGUUCCACCCGAGUCCCGAGGUGCUCACUCAGGUGUUCCUGAUGACCUACAUCACCCAGAGCGUCAACCUGAAAAUUACAGACUCCUUCAACUGCAGGGCCAUGACGCCCGAACAGCGCAUCCUGCUGGGCGCCGACUGGGUCUGGGCCGUUCUGGAGAAACCCACCAAGAACCCCAAAGUGGAGAUCGCAGUUCAGGUUCUACACCUUCCUGAGCGGGAUGAAGCCGAGGAGAACCCGGAGUCCUGCAGCGAGUCGGUCCAGAUAGCCCAGAAGGAGUCCAGCAACAGGAACGUCUACGAGAGGAUGGUGGACUUCUGCAGCUCCGUCGGGAAGGACUGCUACGCCUUGUUCUUGUUCUUCGGGAAGAAGAACGACAAGGAGAACAUCUAUGGCGUCCUGAGCAAUAACUUUGAUGCUGCCAUCGGGAAGUGCGACAAGAUCAACAGAGCUUUGAUCGAGAACUUCUUCAAAGGCUCGAGGUAUCUCCACACGCCGAGGGGAAUGAUGCAGGCGAUUGUCACCAAAAAACAAGGCGAUCCCUUAACGCUCAUGGUUAAAUUCAGCUCAUAACCCGACACCAGAACACAGCAGGGCAUAGAAAUGUAGAGGAUACUGAUACUGCCUUCAAAAAAUGUUGAAUCUCAAGAAAUUUAGAUGCCUCAGAAAGCAAAUUAUGGUUAUUUCAGGUAUUUUCCAGUUGUUGACGGUGAAGUUUUGUGCUGUUUAUCUAUAGUCCUGCUUUCUAACAACCUCAAUAAAGGUGGAACUUUAAAAUAGGGCUGGACUCAAAUAUUCCGAAUAUCCGAAUAUUCGUUCGCUACAGCGGUAUCCGGCUCAUCCCGUCGUGUGAUCACAUAGACAUAUACACACGUCUAUGUGAUCACCCCUUCCUCCCCACAGACGAAAAUAUUCGGAGCUCGUCUCUUCCCGUCGCCUUCGGCUCAUCUCGGCUCCUCCGUUCGUGUUUGUUACCACCACCCGAAUGGCCGGGUUGCUGCCGACUCUGACGUCACGCUUCACUUCCUUGGAUAAACAAAAGACAAGAUGCUGAAGACCUCCACUGUUUGGGAAUUCUUCAGUUUAACUGAAGACAAAACGAAGGCAAAAUUUGGACCCGGGAGACCAGACGAACGGAUCCGAAUAUUCGGGCCGUCUUCGCCACAACCGCCCCCACCCCCCCACCCCCCC